AGCUCUAGUCGUCAGUAAAGCUCAGCACAGAGCACUACGGUUGCUAACUCCUAGACAAUACUGAAGACUUCGGUGAACAAAAGUAUAUUCAGUGAUUUCUCAAUAACACUAUCUUGGAGUCUCGCGUAAGACUUGCUCUCUGUCCGGGAAGAUCGUGGAACUCAGUCCAGUGCACUUUCCGCCUUAAAGCCACAUACUCGUGGGAAAGUACCAGUUUCGCGCGGCUGUGAACGACACCGAAAGUAUCUUUUCAACUCAAGUGAAGUGCUCAGAUCUGUUCAAAAAUUAAUAUGACAAAUAUACGUCCACUCUCACCAGCUCUUGCUGAGCAAGCCCGGAAAGAACUCAGCGAAAACCCAAAGACAUUAGCUAGUGAUCUAGAAGCUUUAAAACAAUGGCUUGCCAAACAACCCCACAUAAUUGCCAAAACAGAUGACCAGUUUUUAACGAAUUUUCUAAGGUUGUGUAAAUACAGUCUGGAACGAACAAAGGAACGUCUGGACAUGUAUUUCGCCCUGCGUACCGUAGCUCCUGAAUUUUUCACGGCGAGAGAUACAACUGGCCAAGAAUUUACAGAAAUGUACAAUUUAGGAUCGAUGAUUCCACUGCCAAAGACUCAACCCGACGGAUCCCGGAUUAUUCUAACAAGAUUCCAGUAUGAUCCCCACAAAAAACACUUGAGGGAUUUCAUGAGCAUUGCAAUUACACUUUCUGAUUACAUUUUGCAUAACGACGACCAGGCUAUCAUUUGUGGUGAAACCAUUCUAGUCGAUGUUUCAGGGUUAACUUUGCAUCAUAUAGCGCAAGCAACACCAACGCUGCUACAAAAAGUGGGUGAUACUGUAAAGGAGGCAUAUCCUAGCCGGCAUAAAGGAAUACACUUCAUCAAACCACCAACCGGUUUCGAGACUAUCUUUAAGAUGUUUCAGAGCUUCCUCAGUGAAAAACUUACAAAGCGAUUAUUUGUACAUGGCAGUUUAGAUUCCUUACACCAACAUGUUUCCAAAAGUGUCCUGCCUGCCGAAUAUGGCGGAGAGCUAGGGCCUCUUAAAUCUAUACUUGAUAAUUACUAUAAAGGAAUUGAGAGCAGUCGACAGUGGCUUCUUGACGACAUGAAGUACAGGACGGACGAGUCAAAGCGCAAAGGUCCACCAAAAUAUAAAGAAACACAAUAUGGUGUUGAUGGGUCGUUUAGAAAAUUAGAAGUUGAUUAAAAUUGUUGAAUUAAAUAAAUUUUUAUUGAGAGAUU
Messenger RNA from Hermetia illucens (black soldier fly), 1249 nucleotides. RefSeq names its product clavesin-2-like. Gene Ontology annotation, molecular function: phosphatidylinositol bisphosphate binding. The transcript has 7 exons. The record is from RefSeq and is a predicted model, not a curated record. Lineage: Eukaryota; Metazoa; Arthropoda; Insecta; Diptera; Stratiomyidae. Gene Ontology annotation, cellular component: membrane. The coding region runs from base 291 to 1214 and encodes 307 amino acids.